AUGGUUCUUUUAGGAUGGCUUAGCACUGGUAGCAUGAAUAAUGCACGAUAUCAACACACAGCAUCUGUAUUAACAAAUGGAAACGUGUUAGUUACUGGUGGGUCGGGUAAUAGUGGUCUUCUAAAUAGUACUGAGUUGUAUGAUCCAUCAACAGGAACUUGGACAAUGACUGGUAGUAUGAAUAAUCAACGAUAUUGGCACACAGCAUCUGUAUUAACAAAUGGAAAAGUGUUAGUUACUGGUGGAUGGGAGAGUAGUGGUGGUUCCGUAAAUAGUACCGAGUUAUAUGAUCCAUCAACAGGAACUUGGACAAUGACUGGUAGUAUGAAUAAUGGACGAUAUGGGCACACAGCAUCUGUAUUAACAAAUGGAAAAGUGUUAGUUACUGGUGGAUGGAGGAGUAGUGGUGAUCCCAUAAAUAGUACUGAAUUGUAUGAUCCAUCAACAGGAACUUGGACAAUGACUGGCAGUAUGAAUAAUCAACGAUAUUGGCACACAGCAUCUGUAUUAACAAAUGGAAAAGUGUUAGUUACUGGUGGAUGGAGGAGUAGUGGUGAUCCCAUAAAUAGUACUGAGUUGUAUGAUCCAUCAAUAGGAACUUGGACAAUGACUGGUAGUAUGAAUAAUGCACGAUAUCUACACACAGCAUCUGUAUUAACAAAUGGAAAAGUGUUAGUUACUGGUGGAUCGGGGAGUAGUGGUGAUUCCAUAAAUAGUACUGAGUUGUAUGAUCCAUCAACAGGAACUUGGACAAUGACUGGUAGUAUGAAUAAUGAACGGUAUGCGCACACAGCAUCUGUAUUAACAAAUGGAAACGUGUUAGUUACUGGUGGAUGGAGGCGUAGUGGUAGUUCCGUAAAUAGUACUGAGUUAUAUGAUCCAUCAACAGUAACUUGGACAAUGACUGGUAGUAUGAAUAAUGCACGAUAUCAACACACAGCAUCUGUAUUAACAAAUGGAAACGUGUUAGUUACUGGUGGAUUAAAUGGCAUUGCUUUGAAUAAUUCAGAAUUAUAUUAA
This is a messenger RNA of Rotaria sordida, 1020 nucleotides long. NCBI's taxonomy places the organism in Eukaryota, Metazoa, Rotifera, Eurotatoria, Philodinida, Philodinidae. The record is from the annotation of a GenBank genome assembly.